UGUUGGAACUUGGUAGUCAAUAAGGCGUUCUGGGAAGUAUUUUCAGCCUGCAGAAGAAAAAAAACGGGCAUGGAGAGUAAUGCAGCCUCGAGGGCAUCCGCUGGGUAGGUAAAUAUGACCCUUCUGUGAUGCUGUUAUCAAUAGCUGUCCAACUUCGAAUCUCGACGCUACGCCCCCAACUUUUUCUAGAUAAAUUAGGUGCAAACAUUUGUCCGAUGAAAUGGAUUGGCCCACGGAAGAUGUAGUCUGGACUAACAACGACCUGAGGGCUUUCAAUUUUGCGGAACGCCCUACCACAGUGCUCCAGAAGUUAGAAUCUGAUACAACCGUAACUAAAAAUGAGCUUCUCAACGAGCAGGAUUGGGAAGAUUGGUUCACCAACGCCCCAAACGAAAAUUCAGGGGCAACGGAGCUUGGCGUCGUACUCUGUACGAGGGCCCCUCCUAUCUUUGACGACAAUGCGCCAGUCUCUCAUGUUUCGGUUACAAGAGAUACCUGGGAGAAGAUUGUGAAGUCGUUUCAUGUCCACCGAAGCGUCAUACGAUCAAUAGCUAGACACGUUAGCUGCUUUUCGUCGAUUUAUCGAGACGAGGGCACGUCGACAAAGUCCAAGAUAUACUUUACCGCUCGAAUGUCAAAAUUACUCCCCGGAGAUCUAGCAUUAUCAGUCACCUAUAUUCCAGGAACUAGUUCCACGUUUGCCGUCAUAUACGGAUGCAAUGAACAUCAGAAGCAAGAAGUAGAGAAGCGCAUUCGGUUAGCGGAAGACAAGACCAAGUAUCCACUACUGAUAAUCGGAAUUUUCGCCGAGCUCGAAAGGGAACGACUCGUAGAAAACGCCGAGGGACUCGUUGACGGAUUUGCUCUGACCUCCAACCGCUUUGAGAACGAGGCAUGGGACGCAUCCGUACACAUGAGCAAUGAGAAAACUCAGGGGUAUCUCAGGCUUUGUGCGCAGAGUCGAAACAUUACAGAUCAAAUCCGAGCGGUGAAGCGGCAGACACUAAAACUUAUGGGCGAGAUAGAUGAAUUCAAUGAUUAUUUUGCCUCGCAUAAGGGUGAGGCCUACUCUGGCGGCGCGGAUAAUAGCAGUAAGAAAGCACGUCAUUUUAGGAAAGCUGGAGCACAGAUGAAGAAGAGACUACAAGACAUUAUUAACGAGUACGAUGACAAGGUGGAUGAAUGCAACAUGAUCGUAGGAAACACUACGCUUGCCAUGCAAACGGUGUGGAACCAAAUCGCGAGACACGACUCGGAACUGAAUACUCGCAUUGCGCAAACGAAUACGGUAGUGUCGCUGGAGGCCAAGAAGGAAGGCACACAGAUGAAGCUAAUCGCACUAUUAACGAUGGUUUACCUCCCCUUUUCAAGUGUUGCGGCCAUAUUUUCGAUGGAUUUAUUCGACUGGGAUCCCCCAGAAGGGAAACCAGUGGUAUCUAAAUUUUUCUGGGUAUUCGCGGUGGUCGCAGUAGGGCUUACUGCUAUUACUUUCUUCGCCUGGUAUCAAAUCACCUCUCGUCAUGAACUAAAAGCUAGUCAGAAAGCUGCGAAACUGCAUAACACCAUAGUUUGAUCUUGAUGGCGUGUUACGAGAUUACGAAGGUCACGAUAUGUUCUAGGUACCCAACAAGCAUCUACAUCUAACUAUUUAAUCAUUGAUUCAAGGUUGGCAACUUGAAAUCACAUAGAACUUGUAUUUAUAGAUUCUACGAAUGCUCAAGGCAUCGCCAUCAUCAGCGUAAGCUUACUGAGCGACACCGUCAUGUCACCAAAUAUCACAUAUAUGCAUUUGCUUUUCACGGGAAUAGCAAAGCUACUGGAAGCAAAUAGAUAUCAUAUAUGUCCUAUUAUCUGACGUCAUAUUAUCAUUCUAGGUGUCUCGCAAGAUCUACCCCCAAUAGAAUGAUGUGGCAGG
This is a messenger RNA of Hypoxylon fragiforme, 1915 nucleotides long. RefSeq lists its product as uncharacterized. Lineage: Eukaryota; Fungi; Ascomycota; Sordariomycetes; Xylariales; Hypoxylaceae. The coding region runs from base 221 to 1573 and encodes 450 amino acids. The record is from RefSeq and is a predicted model, not a curated record. The transcript has 7 exons.